This is a messenger RNA of Nerophis lumbriciformis (worm pipefish), 849 nucleotides long. The record is from RefSeq and is a predicted model, not a curated record. NCBI's taxonomy places the organism in Eukaryota, Metazoa, Chordata, Actinopteri, Syngnathiformes, Syngnathidae.
AUGUGUUCUGUCUGUUCUAGAAAUUUUCUUGGCUCAGCCAUGGGCAGCAAGACUCUGCCAGCUCCAGUCCCUCUGCAUCCAUCACUCCAGCUGGCUAACUACUCCCUUCUCCAGAGCUCUGGAGGACUUCAGCUGCCAACAGACCACUUUCACAGCAUUUACAGCUUCAGCGCCCUGCAUGCCAUUCAGCUUCACCAAUGGACCCCGGGUUACCUACCAAUGGUCCUGCCUCACUGCGCCAUCUCAAAACUGCCUAUCCAAUUCUCCUCUAUGGCCUCCAUCCCUAUUUUCCCUCACCACCUGCAGCCAAAGCAUGACUCAACCGGUCGGAUUCAGAGCUCAAAGAACAAGCCUCGGUUUGACUUUGCCAACUUAGCCACAGCAGCCACUCAAGAAGAUCAUCUGAAGGCAGAAGACCUAAGUAUGUCAGGUGUUGCUGCUGCUGCUGCUGCUGCUGCUUCAUCCCACCAUUCAGAGUCAAAUAGCCUUGGUUGCCUCCUGGAUGUGACUAAGAUCCCCUACCCAGAGCGCAAGUCCAGUCGAGGCCGGUUGCCUUCAAAAACCAAAAAAGAGUUUGUCUGCAAAUUCUGUGGCCGUCGUUUUACGAAAUCCUACAAUCUGUUAAUCCACGAGAGGACACACACAGAUGAGCGGCCAUACACUUGUGAUAUCUGCCACAAAGCCUUCAGAAGGCAGGACCACCUCCGAGACCACAGGUACAUCCAUUCCAAAGAAAAGCCCUUCAAAUGUCAAGAAUGUGGGAAAGGCUUCUGUCAGUCCAGGACUUUGGCUGUCCACAAAACAUUACAUAUGCAAGUCAAGGAACUCAAACCAGCCAAGAUUAAGUGA